AUGCAGCAAGAAGCUCGCAAUACCGAAACACAUGGUCGAUCAUGGUCAGAUAACAAUCUCCGCCACAAGGCUGUACUCUUUGUGAGUGCAGGAAGUCUGGAACCGACACUAGAACAAGAAGAGGAUCAGACCAAACUAGAGAUAGAUCAAGAAGAAUCAGGUUCCAUUGACACACCCGAGGAAAAGACCGAGGAAAAGACCGAGGAAAAGACCGAGGAAAAAACCGAAAACAGUGACAGUGACAGCGCAUUCUUCUUUGAUUCAAAAGGACAAGCAGCUGCCAACACCGGAUAUCCCGACCCUAUUGUUCGAUCGAACUUGUCCGAGCUAGACGACUCAAGUGAGGAUGAAGUUGUGUUCACUGGUCGCAGGAAGAACGCAAAACCUAUUUCCAUCGAAACCCACCAGAACGAUAUUCAAAAAAUUGUGCAGGUUGCCUCUGUAUCGCCACAGGCCGCACCAAACCCCGAGAUCAUCCCACGGGAUCCUCCGCCUAUUGCCGUCCAAAUAGAGCAUACAAAAUCAUACACCGAGAAAACAAAUUGGCCACCUGAAAAAGAGAUUGAUCCAUUGGCUGACUAUAUUGCCAACAUCGACAAAGACUACUACGAAGAAAUCACUGGCAUGAAGCUUGAUUCAGAAGAUGGCAUUGACGUUGAAAAAGCUGCGACCCAACUGGAUAUCUCAGCUUCAAGCCCAGCAGGCUCCAAACAUGAAUUACCAGGAUCAUUGAUUUCUGGUCGCCAAUUGGACACAGACCAAAUUGAAAGCUCUGUCGAUGGACUGGUUCAAAUGCAACUGGACACGGAACAUGACUCAACUGCAGUCUCGAGUGAAGAUGACGAGGAUGACCUUGUCCUCUCUAUGUCCGAUGACGAUGCCCUUGAGGAUUUCAUCUUACUCGAAGAUUUGGCCAACGGUUAUUCCAAGUCCGGCAAGAAGGGUGUCCGAUCCGGAAAGCCCUCAUUCCCGUCGGCGUCAGCAUUCGCUGAUGCUCUUGAGGCUGAUCCUUACUUUGGAUUUGACAUAAUGGACUUUGAUCGGCCUAGCCUACGGAACAAACCCAAGGGGAAGCACUCUAUUCCCGACUUGGUACUAUCCGACAGCGAGUUCGAGAUCCAGCUUCAACAAGCCUGGCAGAACGAUCGAAGCAAAAAGAAGCUGCGCAAGAAGGAGCGGGAAGAGCUCCGGGCGCAGGGAUUGCUCGGUAGGAAACAAGGGAACCCAGACCUUGCGGUCAAAUACUCCAAGGAGAUGAAUAUGGAAGAUUUCAUGACUGAACUUCGAUCGUUCCUUCUAUCUUCCAAGACCAGCCUGUCAUUACCGCCCAUGACCAAGCAGCGCAGAAAGCUGAUACAUGAAAUGGCCAACAACCUGAACUUGAAAUCACAGUCACGCGGUCAUGGACUCACUCGAUUCCCCGUCUUAAACAAGACUGCCCGGACUCCCAGAUACACACCGAAGACCAUAUCCAAUGUGGACGAGCUGUUAUCCGGGAGGAAGUUCAAUCGGCGGCUGUUCAAAUCUUGGGGUGCUGACGCGCCGAAGUCUUUCAAAUCCAACCGCGGAAAAUCUGGCGCGGCAUCCUAUAUGGAUGGUGACGUGGUUGGUGCCUCUGCCCCAGAGAUUGGAGCCGAAAACCGAGGACGGGCCAUGCUGGAGAAGAUGGGGUGGAGUACAGGCACCGCUUUGGGUGCGGCUGACAACAAGGGAAUAUUACAGCCCGUUGCGCAGGUCGUCAAAAACUCACGAGCCGGGUUGGGUUAG
Penicillium soppii is the source of this 1767-nucleotide messenger RNA. RefSeq lists its product as uncharacterized. Gene Ontology annotation, molecular function: nucleic acid binding. The coding region runs from base 1 to 1767 and encodes 588 amino acids. The record is from RefSeq and is a predicted model, not a curated record. The transcript has 3 exons. NCBI's taxonomy places the organism in Eukaryota, Fungi, Ascomycota, Eurotiomycetes, Eurotiales, Aspergillaceae.